UUAAAUUUAUAAAACAAGGAAAAACAUUUAUUUUACUUUAUCUUUUAAUUUCAAUAGUGACAAUUAAAUAAGUUGUGGAUACUCUUAACAUAUUGUCCGAUUUCUAAACACUACCCAGAAUACAAAUAGCACCCCCGAUUAGGGAAACGCGUUUAAUUGAAGAUAACAAACAACGCACACAACGUUUUCUACUCAGAGUUAACAGAAGAAUAAAACUCGAAAUUUUUAGCGGUAACUUUACGUUUAAAUUACCGCAUCAGAUACUUUGAAACAAGCUCUAUUCAUUGGACCCUUCCAAAAGAAAAUAGAAGGCUUUCAAAUUUAUUUACUUAACGUUGUAAAUUUACACAUUUUGGUGUUGUUGCUUUCACUUUCCGAGUGACUGUGACUCAAACUAAAAAAAGAAAAAGAGCGCGCUUAUCAAUUCAGUGGAGAAAUAAAUAUUUUGAGAUAAGUAAAUAUUUAUUUCAGAGAUUGUCAAGAGAAUUAAAAACAGUGAAUACGGAGAUUAAUUUUAGAAACUCACCUUCUCCGAGCCCUUACUAGUAACGAUGUCUGAAACAGUGCCAAAGAAGAGACUUCUCUCCACGUCGUCUCCAGAAGGAUUACUGGUGGCUUCAAGGAUCACGUCCACCAGAAUUGCAAAUUUACUUAUACGUGAAGGACCACAACCUAUACGUAGGAUCACGUCACAAUUGGCGGUUGAAGUUGUUGGGUUUGACUUGCUUUCACUCUCAAAGCAAAGAAGACUUAUUAUGGCCGCCAUGGAACAAGUUGACCCGGAAAAUAACGUUGUAUUUGAAAAAAUAGGUUGGGGUCAAUGGGCGGUAAGAAGAGUUGAUUCUGACUAUAUUUACACAGAGGGGAACUCUGAAGCGAAGUUUCUGCUUGAUGAAGAAGCCAAGAAAUUGAGUGUUCAAGAGUUACGGAAUCAAACUGGAGUGAAAUUGGGAUGGACAAAGAAACAACCACAAUCAGGCGUACUUUCAUCGAUGUCACCACCUAAACUCAAACACCCUGUGAUCCCGGCAGAUGCAUCCAAGCUUCGUAGAGAAUCUAUUUCUGCCAACAAACAUAAUCUCCAUAAUAUUAAGGUUCCCAUGGAGACGUCGACCACCACUUCAAAUGCUAUUGAAUCUGAUUCCGAGGAUGAUUUUGCACUUUCAGAUGAAAUGGAUGAUGUUGAUGAUGAGGAAGACGACUCUGAUGAAAGUGAUGAUGGAGCUGGGGACAGUGCACUUUUCAAGUUUGAUGACGAUUCAUUACCCAACCAAUCCAUUGAUAAGUUCAAAAGACAAUUGAAGUCUCCACCACCGAUCAAGUUUGCCAACAGAGUGCCACUUAAAGUGAGUCCACCACCGGGGACAGGACCAACCAUUAUGAAUGGACAAAGACGUAGAUCGUCGACAUCAACCACCAAUUCCGUUUCUAAAUCGUACAGUUAUAGUCAACGACAUCAAAUAUUCAAUCGUUCAAGACUCAAUUCGUUAGAAAACCUUGAUAAUUAUAUUCUCUCUUCUGCCAAGGGGUCUGGAGCCUCUUUGGCAUCACCUCCACCACCAGGAGUUACUUCGGCAGUUAUUGCCGCAGCAGCUAAUGGUCAACCAACAAACAACAACUAUUCACAAUCACAACAAUACUCACCGGCUGGUCCGCAUGGUAAUUCGUUGUCUUCACUGCCAUGGAACCCAGGAUAUUAUAUCCAUAAUUCGUCGGGGUCACCCGAUAGUAUUGCAGCCACUAUGUCUGGAGGAAGAAGAAAAUCAUCAUUUAAUGAAUCACAUAUUCGAUCUACAUUAUCAUCUUCAUUACCGAAAGUUCAAGUGGAGAUGAAAAAUGGUACCUAUGAAGAUUCAACCCAUUCACGAUCCACGAAUUCUGUGUAUAAACACCUGCCACCAAUGUCGAAGGUGCAAUUGAAAGGAGAACAACCUCUUAGUGACACAGAUGAAGAAGAUUGGGCCACGAUAGGGGCAGAACUGCUUCGUAGUGGGAUAGCCAGACGAAACAGAGCCGCUGAAGAAGCUGAAGCCAAUAAUCGUAAUAAUAACAAUAGCAGUAGUAAUAAUAUUGAGGAGAGAAAUGCAGCAUAUGCAUUGGUUGAUCUAAUGUCGGUAUGAAAGGACGAAACUACGCAAAGUAUAUAGUCAAUGAAUUAACAAU
This is a messenger RNA of [Candida] anglica, 2163 nucleotides long. The record is from the annotation of a GenBank genome assembly. Lineage: Eukaryota; Fungi; Ascomycota; Pichiomycetes; Serinales; Debaryomycetaceae.